Stylophora pistillata is the source of this 2223-nucleotide messenger RNA. RefSeq names its product dynein axonemal assembly factor 4. The record is from RefSeq and is a predicted model, not a curated record. Gene Ontology annotation, biological process: inner dynein arm assembly; outer dynein arm assembly; cilium movement. Lineage: Eukaryota; Metazoa; Cnidaria; Anthozoa; Scleractinia; Pocilloporidae. Gene Ontology annotation, molecular function: protein binding.
UUGUACUUGAGACACAAAGAUGGACGAUUCUCUUGCGAUGACUUGGAAGAAGUAACAUGCCGAUUCAGGUGAAGGACUACAUUUGGGAGGAAACCGAUGAAACGGUUUUGAUUACUGUUCCGUUGAAAGGAGUGCCGUCAAAUCGAGUGGAUAUUUUUUCAAUAGACGAUUAUAUCAAGGUUAGCUAUCCUCCGUAUAUCUUUGAAGUCUGCCUAUUCAGUGAGGUCGAAGAUACCAAGAGUAAGGCAACAUUUGGUAGUGGAGUUAUCAAGUUUCAAUUGGUAAAGAAGAACUCAUCAAAAUGGAACCAGUUACACGCACCAGAAUCGGAGGACAAAGAGUUCAUGAUAAGAAAACGGGAGGAAGCUGUUGGCAAGGCGCACGAGAAAGCUGAAAAAGAGAAGGAACGGAAAGCAGCUGAGAAACGGAAACAAGAAAAAUUGGCCCUUCAAGAACAGAUGAAGCUGGAACAGGAAGAAAGAGCCAGAAUCGAUGCUAUUAAGGAGGAAGAACGUAAAAAAGCAACAGAGGCCAUUGAGAGAUGGAAAGAAAAUCAGAAAUUGCAGUCUACAAGUAUAGAAGAAGAAAAAGAUAGUUUGAAGGAUAAUGUGAUUCGAUCUAAAGACACUUUCAUGUCUGAAACAAAUGCUGACUUGACUGUGGGCAAAAAUCAUGAGCUGAUUCCAAAACCAGCAGCAAAGAAACAGGCUCCUCCCAACAAACAAAGGACAAAUGAUGAAAAGAGAGAGUUCCUUGAAAAGUCAGUUCCAGAACCAAGGGCUUCUGGCUCCAUUUCAGUGUCAUUCACUCCUCGUGUUUUCAAAACAGCUGCAAGAGAAUCUAAAGCACCAGAGGAAGAAGAGUGGCUAAAAAAGAUGGCAAGUGCAAGCCGCAAAACAGAUACUGCCAACACUGAUGCUGUUGAUAUGGAAGAAAUGAACCCAGUGUGGCUUAAAGACAAAGGAAUUGGAUUUUACAAGGCUGGUAACUAUGUUGCGGCUAUCAAUGCAUUCACAGCAGCCAUUGUACUUGAUGACUCAAUACCAUCAUUAUAUUCUAAUCGUGCAGCUUGUCAUCUUCAAUUAAAACAGUACAAAGAGUGCAUUCAAGACUGUACAAGUUCCCUAGAACUCCUUGAUCCUCCAGUUCCGGCCAACUGUGCUUCCAGAUGUAAAGCGCAUGUCCGAAGAGGGACCGCGUACAUGCAAAUACAAGAAUAUGUGCUGGCUCUUCAAGACUAUGAAUUAGCACUCAAACUAGACCCCAAAAACGUGGACCUUAAGAACGACUCAGAGAGAAUAAGAAAGUUCAUUCAAGGCUCCACAUAGCUUUGGAAUCACUUAUGUCAUCGAAUAAGGAUAAAAAAAGAUGUUCUUUCUGAGAGAGCUCAUUCUUAUUGCCUGAGGUGUGGACCACGUGUGCGAUUUGAGGAGCGAUUAAACCCAAGAAUGGAUGUGCACUUUAAAUUACUUUCGCGGGAUUAAACUGCUGGGUGACCUACCUGAAACAUAUGCAAAGUUGGAAAAAUCAAUGGAAACACAACUUGAAAGCUUAUCUGCAACCGCCAAUGUUUUGGAAAAGAUGGCAAUUCAGCCGACUGAUCGCUUCUCUUUCACUUUAUCGUGAGAUCAAGACCCGAAAGAUGAAAGAGAUACGAAAUAUGUGAUGCUUUUUACUAUUCAGGUGUUCUUAAGAACGACUCAAUAAAUCCGCGGUUAAACACAAAGUUUUACUUUAUUCUGACUAAGGACAAAACCUCCUUGGCAAAUACUCGAUCUUCACAAGGCAGAAUCUCGAACGAAGUAAAAGAACUUGACAUUUGAUCCCUGUCACUCAUUUUAAAAAUACCAUAAAUGUAACGCAACGUCACGUUCUCCUGAACAGGUGUAUUUUACUCCCCUCAGUUGAAUGCCCACAAAAAAGAAAACUGCUCGUUCAAACUCUGAAAUUUGCAACAGUCUUUUUACUUGUAAUAAAGCGGCGAGACGUGAAAAUAAACUUUUACUUAAUCUAAAGAAACUCUUCCAGUCGCAAAAUAAUUCACACGGGCUACAGUUAUCUCAGGAAUAGCUUGCCCUACAACUUUAUGAUUAUUUUCACCCAAGUGCGUCCAAUUUCUGAGCCUUUGCUGCUCAAGGUGAGCUUGGAAAUAUAUCGCUCCACAUCCCCAAUUUUGAGUGUUGACCCCUGAGACAUUCGCCAAAACAGUUGUGGUUACUUUCC